Molecule: messenger RNA, 324 nt
Organism: Fusarium venenatum
Lineage: Eukaryota; Fungi; Ascomycota; Sordariomycetes; Hypocreales; Nectriaceae
Biological process (GO): negative regulation of apoptotic process; protein stabilization
Source: RefSeq, a predicted model, not a curated record
AUGGCCGACGAAACCCCCUCUCAAACAGCAAAGUCCGCCGAGGACCGCAAAGCCGCCUCAGCCCUCGAGAAUCUCGACGCUGCCGACUCUCCUUCGACACCACAAAACGUUGACGCCGACGCGGCCAACAAAGCAAUCAAGACCCUCGGCGGCGCCAGCAAGUCCGCAGCCGCAGCCGCCUCCAACAAGAACGUCAAAGUUGAUGCUGCUGACGUCGCUCUUCUCGUCGAGGAGCUCGAAUUGCCCAAGCCAAAGGCUACCGAGCUGCUAAAGAGCAAUGAGGGUGAUGCUGUCAAGGCUAUGAGGGCGUUUGUCAAGGCUUAA